AUGGUUAGCGGGUUCCAGGGUUUACAUGGAGCAGCGCUGAGCGAAGAGAGUCCAAAGCUCUCUCGGAGCACAUUCCAUCAUUGGUGGUCGGUGUCCUCACCCUCGUCGCUUGGUGGGUGCACCAAGCUGACGACCACCUUUACCUCUGGAAAGAUGAAGAACAUGUUUCCCACGGUACUGAAUGUGGGCGAAGAGCUCAUCCGUGUGUUCGAUGAGAAGAUCUCCAGCUCCAGCUCCCCGCAAACCCUGGAGGUCACCAAUCUUCUGGCCCGCUUCACCGCCGACGUGAUCGGAGUCUGCGCCUUUGGCCUUAAGUGCAACAGCCUAAGAAAUCCCAAUGCGGAAUUCGUCAGGAUGGGAGAGUCGGCUUUAAACGAGCGUCGCCAUGGCAAGCUCGUGGACAUGCUCCUCUUCGGGGCACCCAGGCUGUCCGCCAAACUAGGCAUCAAGACUCUGCUGCAGCCGGUCGCGGACUUUUACAUGAACAUCGUCAAGGACACCAUCGAGUAGCGCAUUAAGAAUAAGGUCUCCCGGAUCGACUUUAUGGACAUGCUGAUCGAAAUGAAGCUGAAGUACGAUGGUGGCAACAAGCAGGAUGGCCUCACCUUCAACGAGCUGGCCGCCCAGGCCUUUAUAUUCUUCCUGGCGGGCUUCGAGACCAGCUCCACGACCAUGGGAUUUGCCCUGUUUGAGUUGGCCUCUAAUCCGGAUGUACAGGAUAAACUGAGGGCAGAAAUCGAUGGUGUCCUUAAGAGGCACAAUGGCAAGCUGGACUACGACAGCAUGCGGGAGCUAACCUAUCUGGAGAAGGUAAUCGAUGAAACCCUCAGGAAACAUCCCGUGGUGGCCCAUUUGGUUCGCAUGACAACCAAGCCCUAUGUCCAUAGUAACCCAAAGUAUUCCAUUGAUCGCGGCAUAGGCGUUCUUGUGCCCACCCUUGGCAUCCACCACGAUCCGGAGUUCUAUCCGGAGCCGGAGAAGUUUAUCCCUGAGCGCUUCGAUGAGGAACAGGUGAAGCAGCGACCCGCCUGCACUUUCCUGCCUUUUGGAGACGGUCCCCGGAACUGCAUUGGACUGCGAUUUGGAAGGAUGCAGGUGAUAGUGGGAAUGGCUCUGCUCAUCCACAACUACAAGUUCGAGCUGCAUCCCACCAAAACAUCGGUUCCCAUUAAGUACAAAGUCAAAAAUAUUCUGUUGAGCGCCGAGGGCGGAAUCAUCCUGAAUGUCAGCAAGAUGGCAAAGAACUAGGGUGAUUCACACUGCUGGAGUAAGAUAUUUUAUCCAGUUUAAUAUAAAUACUUAUUGAUUAUGAACAUGAAUAAUGGAAGCUUAUUUGAUUGUCUUGUAUUAUUGGUUAGUGAUACUACCCAUAACAACUGGAAUAAUCCAUUCAUAACUUUGCACUCAAACU
Messenger RNA from Drosophila kikkawai, 1411 nucleotides. Its product is annotated as probable cytochrome P450 6a20. The record is from RefSeq and is a predicted model, not a curated record. NCBI's taxonomy places the organism in Eukaryota, Metazoa, Arthropoda, Insecta, Diptera, Drosophilidae. Gene Ontology annotation, molecular function: monooxygenase activity; heme binding; oxidoreductase activity, acting on paired donors, with incorporation or reduction of molecular oxygen.